GGGGAGUGGAGCGGCGGCGGCGGCUCCGGAGCGAAGAUGGCGGACGUGCUGAGCGUGCUGCGGCAAUACAACACGCAGAAGAAGGAGAUCGUGGUGAAGGGCGACGAGGUGAUCUUUGGCGAGUUCUCCUGGCCCAAGAACGUCAAGACCAACUAUGUCAUCUGGGGGACAGGGAAAGAGGGCCAACCCAGGGAAUACUACACUUUGGAUUCUAUCUUGUUCCUGCUCAAUAAUGUUCAUCUUUCACAUCCUGUUUAUGUCCGCCGUGCUGCAACUGAAAACAUUCCUGUGGUAAGAAGACCUGAUAGGAAAGACUUGCUUGCAUACCUAAAUGGGGAGACAUCGACCUCAUCAAGUAUAGACAGAAGUGCUCCACUUGAAAUUGGUCUUCAACGGUCCACUCAAGUUAAAAGAGCAGCAGAUGAAAUAUUAGCAGAAGCAAAGAAACCAAGAAUAGAGGAUGAAGAGUGUGUGCGCCUUGACAAGGAGCGGUUGGCAGCUCGGUUGGAAGGACAUAAAGAGGGUAUCGUGCAAACGGAACAGAUCAGGUCCUUGUCUGAAGCCAUGUCAGUGGAAAAAAUUGCUGCUAUCAAAGCAAAAAUCAUGGCAAAGAAAAGAUCCACUAUCAAAACUGAUCUGGAUGAUGACAUAACUGCUCUUAAACAGAGAAGUUUUGUUGAUGCUGAAGUGGAUGUAACCAGAGAUAUUGUCAGCAGGGAGAGAGUAUGGAGGACAAGAACUACAAUCUUACAAAGCACAGGCAAGAACUUUGCCAAGAACAUUUUUGCAAUUCUUCAAUCAGUAAAAGCCAGAGAAGAAGGCCGUGCACCUGAGCAAAGACCUGCACCAAAUACGGCACCAACGGAUCCCACUUUACGAAAUAAGCAACCUAUUCCAGCUGCCUAUAACAGAUACGAUCAGGAAAGAUUCAAAGGCAAAGAGGAAACGGAAGGCUUUAAAAUUGAUACGAUGGGCACCUAUCAUGGAAUGACUCUGAAGUCUGUAACAGAAGGUGCUUCUGCUCGAAAAACACAAACUCCGGCAGCACAGCCUGUACCACGACCAGUUUCUCAAGCAAGACCACCUCCAAACCAGAAAAAAGGAUCUCGAACUCCCAUAAUCAUUAUUCCAGCAGCCACGACCUCUCUAAUAACGAUGCUUAAUGCAAAGGACCUUCUGCAAGAUCUGAAGUUUGUACCAUCAGAUGAAAAGAAGAAACAAGGCUGUCAACGAGAGAACGAAACUCUAAUACAGAGAAGGAAGGACCAGAUGCAGCCUGGGGGAACUACAGUCAGCGUUACUGUACCUUAUCGAGUAGUAGACCAACCUCUGAAACUUAUGCCACAAGACUGGGAUCGUGUGGUGGCAGUGUUUGUACAGGGUCCUGCUUGGCAGUUCAAAGGCUGGCCUUGGCUCUUGCCCGAUGGAUCACCUGUUGAUAUCUUUGCAAAAAUUAAAGCUUUUCAUCUCAAAUAUGAUGAAGUACGUCUGGAUCCAAAUGUACAGAAAUGGGAUGUAACAGUGUUAGAACUAAGCUACCACAAAAGACACUUGGACAGGCCAGUAUUUCUGCGCUUCUGGGAAACUUUGGACAGGUACAUGGUAAAGCACAAAUCUCACUUGAGAUUCUGAAUUCUUCAGCUGCCAUUUAUUCCCUGAAGUAUGGAUUGAGGAAAAUGAAAGGGGCUCCAGUUUGGAGACCAGAGCUCGCACUAUACGAUAUGUCAAGAACUUUACAAAUGAAGAAGGGUCACAGUUUAAACUUUUUAUAAAAUCUUGUUUGGAUGCUUCAUGCUAUGGCAGGUUGAUACCUGUUGUUAUUCAGAAGCAAAGGGGUUUUGCUUAAAACUAUUUUUUUAAUGUUGUUAGCCUUCUAGUCUGCAAUCCAAAUUGUAUAUUUUGAUAGCAGCAGUUUCUUCUCUGUUUUGUUAUAUUAGCCACAUUUUUAAAUAAUGUGUUUUGUUCCUUAUUAGAAAAUAGAUUGAUCUUCACUGCAGGUUACAAAUGUGUGUGUGUGCGCAUGUGCGCACGUGUGUGUAUAUAUAUAUGUGUGUGUGUGUCUAUAUAUAUAAUGUAUAAAAAAAAAAUCAUAGACACACUUACGCACACAUAGAUGUUACCAGGCUUUCUAAACCACUUAGCUUCUGAGCUUAGUUUUGGUUUUCUUUGCUUAUUGUUUCACUUACUGAAAAUAUUUUGUUGUGAAUUAUAUUACAUUUUAGUCAAUAGGACUUGCAUACUGAGCAAAGUGAAAAUUGUUUUGGAUAAAUCAAAAUGUCAACCUGUAUAUGUAUAUUCUGUCAGUCUUUGUUGAAAAAGGGAAGAUGAAAAAAAUCUAGAAACACUUUUGGAUUUGUAAUGUCCCAGUUUACUAAAUCUUUAAACUUUAUUAUGGGCAUACCUUCAAGUCAUGCUAACUUUAAAUUCUCCACACAAGUCUCUUUAUUUAAACUGAAAGUGUGCAUGUGUACAUUCCCAUCUAUCAAAAUACCUUAACAUAUGAGUCUAAAUGUUACCUAGAUUAAACAAUGAAUAGAGGAGGGAGAGAGUUUGGAAUUUUUUUCCUGAAACAGCCACCACAAGGAAAGAAUAAUUUUAACUUCUGUGCAUUUAUACCUCUAACUCCACAUGUAAUAUUAUUUUCUUGUGACAAAAGUAGCCCAGACUAUGCCUGCAGGAGUGGUGAUUUUCUGAGACGAGUGGCUAAUAUGGUCUCCUAACAGUCCUGCACUGGAAUGGAAAAUGAACCUACUCCAAUUACCAAAGAACAGAUUUGCUUGAUCUACAAUAUUACUGAGGUCAGAAGACCCUGGUAUUUGUAUGAAUUUAUGGUAUCUCUGUGUCUAUUUAAUAAUAUUAAGUUGAUGUUGCAUACCAGUGGAUGUAGAGAAUGAUCAAAUACUGUAACACCCGCAUGAAUUUUUUUCUGGGAUAGCAAAUACAUGUUUAUAUUCCUGUUCUUGAAAUUCCAAACCGUGUUUUUUUAAUACACUUUACAUUUAAGGUUUGACAAAAGUAAAAUGUUCUACCUGUUCUUCUUUAGUUUUGCUUUUUAUUUGAUGUUACCUUCAUUUUUAAUAAAACCAGAAGGCACAUCUCCUUAAGAGGUUUUUAAACUAUGUGUUAAAUUUGUGAGGGCUUUGAGGUCUGACUUUUAAUUAUAUAUUUCCAUCCCUGCUAUAUCGAGACUGUUAUUUUUAAAUGGUCUUAAUGGAAACAUAAAAAUAAUAACCAAACCAUCAAACAAAAAUCCUUAGUGACUUCAAGGUUAGAAGAAGUUGACAGUGGAUUUUUUUAAUAGAUUCUGCAAAGUGACUGAGAAGCGUAGGCAAUACAGAACAACUAGAAGGUGUCUUAUUUGUAUGGGCAGUUGGUCAGUACCGAAUUUCCCAAUACUUGAGCUUAUUAUAAAUGUAUCCAUGCCAUACAUGAGUGAGCUAAAACAUUCGAUAUUUUUUUUAAGCUGUACUGUAAUUAGAAAAGCUGUAGUGGCUAUAACCACAGCCAUUGCUAUCACGAGGAAGUGGUUCAAUUUAGGGUUCAUUCCAUUACUGCUUUCUAUAGUUUGGAUAUCAUGUUUGGAUUUUUAACUCUCAAACAUUUCCAUUUAGAAAUGUAAUUUUUUUUCAGAUUUAAUCAGCACUUCAUGGCUUCUACAAUGGGCAACAAACUUAAAAACCAAAUUCCGAAGAAAUGUGUGCUUUAUGAGCACUGUGAUAUACAGACUAUAUCGUAGUCUUAAAAUAGGCAAGAUCCAAUUAUCUUUUCUCUGUCCUGUAUUUCACUUGUGUGUUAAACGCAUGUGUAAUCCCACAUCCAGUAUUGUAUACAGGAGAUCGCUUGAUUUUGAUGUAAAUUUAUGUAUAUAUUGGGAAUAACUCCUCUGAAACUAGUGAAGUUACAUGGCUGUGAAACUGGCAGAAGAGCAAAAUCCAUUAAAUCUUUGUAUGAACUGUGCCAUUUUUUAUGGAUUGAGCAUAGACCUUUAACAUCUUAGAAUUUUGUACUUGCAGGCAAUUUACGACACAAGUUGUAAAAUAUGUAUUUGUGAAGGAGUUGGCACCUGAUCGUGCAUAUUUUUGUCAGUCAUAAAAGUAGUGAUGUUUAUAAAAUGAGCCAUUUUGCAAUCAGAUUCCUGCUGACAUUAUUGGAAGUUUAAUUAGGUUGUCAGAAUAGCAUUCCUGCUGCCUUCAUAAAUAACUGAACAUAGAUGAUGAAACUACUUGGACUUAAAAAUUUAGCCUUACAGCAGCAUUUUGCAACACAGCUGGAACUUUAGACACUUACGUUAUGCUUAAUUUAUCUACAAGUUAAUGUGGAGUAAUAAAGAAAACCGAUGCUAAGAACUGGGGAAGCUGGAGGACCAGACAUCUGUUUUAGUGAGCUGCAUUCUUAUUGUUGAGCAAGUUUGACACACUACUUAGAAGUGUAUUAAGUGUGUAAAUUGUACUCAAUUAAAAUUUAUAACUAAAACUGAGCUACUUCACUGACUAGUUUAUUGAACAGUAGAAUGAUACUAGCAUGGGAAUCAGAUAUCAAAUUGGCUGUUGCUAUUAAACAUCUUACGUGUCAUGACUCUAUGCUGUUUCAUAAGUACAAGAUGAACGAGAUGGAACAAGAUAAAACAAGAUGAAAACCGGUUUGAAGUCUGCUAUUGGGUUCCUAUACUGUCAGCAGGUGAUUAUUUCUUUAGUAGCAAGGUUAUAGGGGCCAGUAGAUAUAUCUAAAGCAAUGAUUUCAUAUUAAAAACUAAAAUACCUAUGAUUUGUACUAUUUGAGCUUUCCGAAUGCUACCCUGAACAAAGCAGACAAAGGGGGAAUUUUUUGUAAGGUAAAGUAGGGCGACCGCAGGGACUUGCGUAGCUGAAGAAAUUGCGGAUCAGCGUCUUCAAUUGAGUAGGCUCAGCUAUUUAGUUAUUACCUGAAAAUUUUUGUAGCAAGAUAGUUCCACAAAUAGGUACUAAAGUCAGUGCUGGAGUUAGACAAUUUAUAGAACUCUUCUGCAAUGCUGAAACCUUCUUAUUUCUGAACACAGAAGAAAACGUAGAUAGCACAUUGUGUGUUAAGUUGCCCUUGAUCAUAAGUUGAACUAUUAUAUUUGACAGAUAAGCCUUUAUCAAAACAGCAAAUUUGUUUUUGACUUUCAUUUGAUAUACAGUUAGUGUAUAAAAUACUACCAUUCUCUGCAGGGACCUCCAAAUGUAAGUUUUAUUAGUACAGCUUUCAUUCUUUUGCUGGUGAAAUAUGCACUUAGUUGCUAAUUCUUGUGAACACUGUGCAGGGGAGGGAGGGAGAAAGCUGGUCAAAAUUAAUGGCUUUGGGAUUUUAAAAUUCAAUGUCAUGAAUGCAUUUUAAUUCAAAAGCCAUAACUAAUGCCAAGUACUUUACUAGAGCAAUGUGUUCAUGAAAAAUUAAAAUCCCUGCCUGAAGAAACUGUUGGCCAAGUAGGUUUCAGUUCAGCUAAUCUGUGGAAAAAUGUGCCACAAACUGGAAUCUUUGAAUGUCAUAUUCCAAGCUGCUCAUUUGUUACUUAAGUUUGUUUUUUUUUUUUUUUUUUUUUUUGAAGGGAGAUGGCAGUUUUACCUUUGUUUUCUGCACAGUUAUAUACUUCAAUAGCAAUUGUGUAGUUUACCUUCUUUGGUUUGGUUUUACCCUAAGAAUGUUACCAUGAUACAACAAUUCUGAGGCAGUGAUUGAAAACAGAUGCCUUCAGGUAUGAAGUUCUUUUAGUGGAGCUCAUGCACUUGAUAAAGAUGGUUUCGUAAUGGAUCUGUGGUCCAGUGGGUAACAUCGAGUCCAUUGUUCAGCUGUCGUUGACUUGUCUCUGGAUCAUUCUUCUCAGUGGUGAUGCUAUCAUAGAGGGCACGUUUGAGAAUAAUGAUGCUUAAUCGAGCAAAAUUCAUUGGUAGGUAGUAUGCAGUGACAGGCCGUGCAUCCAGACUGAUUUACUGUGUUGUUUUUUCUUUAAAAAUAAAUUUUAUGAUUUUUUUUUUUUAAAUAAGAAUGCAAAUGCAAAGAACAAUCUCCAAUGUUUGAAACUUUCUUGCAGAGACUAGUUCACAUGUAAAACUGAAAGAUAAUGAGGUGGUACAUAAAAAUCUGUAAGAAAAGUAUCGUGGUUUAUGGUUUUUAUUUGCAUCUGUGAAUUCUUUUGCUCUAGCAUGUUUUACUUCAAAUUCAGAAAAACUUUACUUGCUUCACAAGGUUCCUGCAUGUAUCACUGAAAACCGUCAGAGGUUAAUCUUUACCUGCAGUUACUUGAAGGUUUGGUUAAAUGAGUUUGUAGGUUAUACAUUCUGUGUCAGUGGGCCCAAAUUUUAACGGUGGUUUUGAAGGUUCAAGUUAGAAUGAAAUCUUGUAAGAAUCUGCUGAGGACAGCUGCUAUUGAAGGAAAGGAGAACACAAACUUCUCAUGAGGUUAAGCCUUUAAACUCUAAUGUAACUGUUCAAAGCUUGUGUUUAGUGACUUUUGAUAAAUCUUACAUUUUUGGAUAUGUCUUGCCACUUGACCAGUUAUUUAAGAUCUGGUCUAUAUUAUUGAGUUAACAGUUUAGUAUCAACUCAAAUCCAACUUCUGAAAAUUCUUAGCAAAAAUAUCUUGAGGACCUUAAAAGGUGGACUGUCUUUCUAAAUGUAAUAGUCAAUUUAGCCAUGAAAGAAGAAACAAAAAAAGCACGUUUCUCUUGCUUCCAUCAAUCAAGACCAACCCUGAAUCCAUACUGAAUGGAUUUUUAUUAGUGAAGUGAGAUGUAAAAAAUACUUUAAAGAAACAGCUUUUAAUUUUUCAUUUGUUCUUGCCCUCUUGAAAUCCUGUCCAGGAGCCCCUCGUCGUCUUCCCUGACUCGUUCAUUCUGCAUUUGUCUCCCGAACUGGGACUGUUACCAAACCUCCAAGUUUUCUGAGGAUCUCAGCUCAGUGCACAAUCACAAAUUACUCCUCUGCCCCAUCUUCGUUAGUGCACAAACAGGGCAGCAGAAGCACAAGCUUCUCCCUAUUAUGUAUCCAAGAGUUGGUUACAAACUGCCAACUUUAAAAAAACAUAUAUUUAAAAAAAAAAAACACCAAAGGCAAGUAUGACCUACUGAAUACUUCAUUGUGCUUCUUCCUCGUUUAGUUUUGACCUGUAGUAAUUAAGUUUUGAGGUGUUAAACUUAAAAAUAUUGAAGGCAUACUAGUUAUUCUUUAAUUGUUAUUAUGCCUGUAGUUAUUCUCUAAGGAUCUUUAACUGUAGAUUUCUCCCUGUUACUGCAGGUAGGUAUUAAGAGCAGAAUGGUGAAUGAUUAUCCGGAGCUCCACUGCGCUGAGUCAAUCUUAACCUGAGACUGAAUGAUAUCUAACCACUUAAUUGCUUCACAGUCUUUGUUCGGCAGCUGGCAAAUGAUUUGAGGAGCACCACAGUAGUUUUCUUUGUUAUUGAUUUAGUGAGAGACAAAUCUAAUGUAACAAAAGUAUGAGAAGUGAAGAAAAUAAAAAGUUGAUACCUGUUUUUCAGAUGCUAGUCAACACUUGUCAAAGCUAUUUACAAUCUCGUAAGAGGUGACCACAACAACUAAUACUAAUCCCAAGAGCAGAAAGCCUGGAAUUGGUUGUUUUCUAUGGUCCUUAAAAAGUUCGCAUGGUGACAGAAAAGGAUAGUGUAACUGAAUGGUGCCUCGCCAGCUGCCUCUUUGUAUGUAGCGGGACGUCACGGCUGACCCCUGCCUCAAUUCGAGCGUUCCUACUCAUGAUCGCAGCAGCAAGGAAGGAGGUGGUCUGUUACACGUUCAAAUCCUCCAUUGUGGAGCCAGUUUUGGUUGUCUGCCAGGUGUUUGUUCUGGUAUUCUUGAGAACGGCUGUCAUUCUUUUCUUGAUGCUGACGUGCUAAUGAAGUGUAUCUGCAGGUUUUAACCUAAAUGAAGAGAAUAAAGUUGGUUAGCAGUGCUCUACUUGGUCUUAUGACAAAUAUCGCUGCUGAAGAUCCUGCAAAUAACACAGGUGCGGGAGUGGAAGAUUAAAUUAAUUACUUCAGAAUGUCAUGUAUUGCCACUUUGUUUGGUAGGUGUUUUCGGCCAUUCAUUGAGCUAACUUUGUUUAAAUUCACUUGUUGCAUUUUGUGUGAAACUUAGGUUGCAGGUUCCGCUGGAGAGAGAUGAUCUUUUUAUUCUGUAAUAAAACUUGUAUGAAAGAGCCUCUGUUUUAUGCAUGGUGGAAGCAAUUAGUCUGGUAGCCGAAAAGUUGCUAAAAAGGGAAUAAUGGGAUUAAAGAUUAAAAAAACCCCAAGCAUAGAAAAUCUUCCUAAAGUGAGAUUACUAAACUGAAAUACGCUUACAACAAUUCAUUGUGAAGUCUGUGUAGAACAAAUUUAUUUCUGUGCUCAGUGGAUUAAUGCCCUAAAUUAUCUUCCCAGUAAUCUCGUUUAAGCUUUAUAAAGUUGAAUGAUCCACAAAUUCACUCAAUGAUUAAAAAUCUCUCCUGAAUUUUGACUGAUUUCCACUUUUAAUCUCCUGGAUUUUUCUGGCUUUUUUCAGUAGCUGUUGGUCUGUUCGUCUAGCUUUUCUUUCCCCCAAACAUCAAGGCAGCUGGAUGAUCUUGUAAGUACAAAAUUACAGCUAAUUUUAUGCUUAUAUGCAUGUACAUUCACAUUAUUAUUCCACUGAGAAGAAAUGUGCAUCCCUCAUGAUGCACAUUGUAAUUUUUUACAUCAUUACUUUUGUAAUGUAUCAAAAUUAAAGUGCAGUGCUCUCCAUAUGUUGAAUUUAUUUUUUCAGAACAAAUUUGGCAUUUGACCGUACAACAUGAGACAAUAAUCAAUAUGGUAACUAAGCUACAUAAGAAAUUAUGGGCAAGGAGAACUCUGCAUUUAAUAAUUUGCCUCUUGGGAGGCUUAUUUUUACACUGUUACAGACUGCAGAAGGCUGUGUUCUCUAGCCAUUCCCAAAAGCAAGAAAUAGCCUUUGAGAACUUUAGCAGAACAGAAUCUGCCAAAAAUCUGUGAAAUGCCUUGAGUAUGUCGGGGAUUUAUCCAUUUAAUACAAGACGGUCCUGAUAUGUCAGGCAGGUAUCUUCAAACUAUUCUCAUCUUUCACACAGUCUGCAAGUCAAAAUGGUAAUAAAUGCGCCAUUGCUCGCCCAACAAUUCUUUGCGCAUCAUAUCAUGCGACAAGUUUUUUAAUCUGUUUCUCUUCUUAUGUUCUGGAAUCGUGAUUUAUACUGUUAUUUCUGGGAUUAAUGCCUUCAGAUGUGUUACCAGUCACAUCAGGGGAGGGGGUGGGUGUAAAUAUCUUCUAAUUUUUAUCUCCUUAAGUAUGCAGUAUCUCUUGCAACAGGAAAUAAUGUCCGUUGCAGGUGAUGGUGUAGCUGAGAAGAAAUACGUAAUAGAAAAAUGCAAAAAUAAUUGGAUUGUGGUCAGUGUUUAGAAGUGGGAUUUUGUGGGCACAACAGUACAAAUGCAAAGUCGUCAUCGUUCCCACACUAUCGCAACCUGUAGCGGAAUUUUCUUAGCUCCUGCCCAUUGUUCAUAGCAUUUACUUCCACUUGUUUUCAGUCUCCCAUCUUUCUGCCGUAUUGCAGUACCUGCCCACUUUUUAUUUCUGUAAAAAUAAUUCAUGUGAUCAGUACUAUACUGCUGGCCUUG
Messenger RNA from Chroicocephalus ridibundus (black-headed gull), 9613 nucleotides. RefSeq names its product cell division cycle 73 (gene CDC73). Gene Ontology annotation, biological process: transcription elongation by RNA polymerase II; positive regulation of transcription elongation by RNA polymerase II. The record is from RefSeq and is a predicted model, not a curated record. NCBI's taxonomy places the organism in Eukaryota, Metazoa, Chordata, Aves, Charadriiformes, Laridae. Gene Ontology annotation, cellular component: Cdc73/Paf1 complex. Gene Ontology annotation, molecular function: RNA polymerase II complex binding. The coding region runs from base 37 to 1632 and encodes 531 amino acids. The transcript is spliced from 17 exons.